AUGAAGGUCAAGGUCAAAUCGUGGAACGCGGUUGCGUGUUGGUUGUGGGAUGUCAAGGACCCGGAUGAUAUCUGCGGUAUUUGCCAGAGCAACUUUGAUGGCUGCUGUGCGAGUUGCAAAGAGCCUGGUGACAGUUGUCCUUUGUUGUUUGGCAAGUGCAGUCACGAGUUUCAUCUUCAUUGUAUCAUGAAGUGGCUUCAAGACAACAAUGGAUGCCCAUCAUGUCGGCGACCGUGGGAGGAGGUGGAAGGUACGACCAUCGGCACCGCUGCUACAGCAAUGACUGCGGCAGAGACCACAUGA
Messenger RNA from Mycosarcoma maydis (corn smut), 303 nucleotides. RefSeq lists its product as uncharacterized. The record is from RefSeq and is a predicted model, not a curated record. Gene Ontology annotation, biological process: anaphase-promoting complex-dependent catabolic process; positive regulation of mitotic metaphase/anaphase transition; protein ubiquitination. The transcript has 4 exons. Gene Ontology annotation, cellular component: anaphase-promoting complex; nucleus. NCBI's taxonomy places the organism in Eukaryota, Fungi, Basidiomycota, Ustilaginomycetes, Ustilaginales. Gene Ontology annotation, molecular function: zinc ion binding; cullin family protein binding; ubiquitin protein ligase activity. The coding region runs from base 1 to 303 and encodes 100 amino acids.